CUGGUAGUUGAAUGACCGCACGCGCCACCGUAAUGGCAGACCACCACCAGCAGCAGCAACCCCCGUCUUCCGCCUGCACCAACUGCGCUACCGAGCGCGCCGUCGCCUACUGCUCCGCCGACGGCGCCAGGCUCUGCCUCGAGUGCGACUGCGCCGUGCACCGCGUCAGCCCGCUCACGGCCCUCCACCCGCGCGCCCCCCUGUGCGACGCCUGCGGCGUCGCCCGCGCCGCGAUCCGGUGCCAGAUCGCCGGCGCCCGGGCCACGCUCUGCGGCGGCUGCGCCGGCUGCCUGGCCACGCCGGACGGCGCCUCCAUCGUGGAGGAGUACACCGGAUGCCCCACGCCCGCCGAGAUCCUCCACAUCCUCUCCGUCGAGGCGCCGUCGUCGCAGGAGGACUUCGACGCCUGGCUCGCCGAAAAGCUGCCCCAAAUCAUGCAGGACGUUCAGAUGAAGUGGUAUGCGGUGUAUAGAGGUAGAUGUACAGGAGUCUAUAAUUCAUGGUCAGAAUGCAAUGAACAAGUGUUUUGUUACGAAGGCAGCUCUCAUGACUCGUUCGACAGCAGAGAGAAGGCAGAAUAUCAUUACAAUCAGUAUGUGCUUAAUCAGAAGAGAAAAACUGAAUUAGGCAAUGGUGCAAGCCAGAAAAGGAUUAUUGGGUUUAGUGGAUUGAAGAACUUGAUAAUUCUCUUUCAGUUCAUCAUAAUUGUGCUAUUGCUUUUAUUAUGUGGUCGCAUGUAGACAUGCGUUGACCAUUUUGUUGUUUAGUAAGUAGGCACUUGCACUAAAGAGCUACUUUGUGAUUUCAAAUGAAGCUUGUGUGAACUAUUUAUAUAAUGCUUAUGUGAGUUUGUUGUUGAA
Molecule: messenger RNA, 860 nt
Organism: Triticum aestivum (bread wheat)
Lineage: Eukaryota; Viridiplantae; Streptophyta; Magnoliopsida; Poales; Poaceae
Product: putative zinc finger protein CONSTANS-LIKE 11
Exons: 2
Coding region: 12-740 (242 amino acids)
Molecular function (GO): zinc ion binding
Source: RefSeq, a predicted model, not a curated record